AAUGUGCCUUGAGGUGUGGGGCUUUGGUGUGCCCGGCCCCCGGCUGCAGGUAGGUGGGGAGGUGCUUGAGGCGGAGCACAGCUCACCUGGGCGAGGUGCAGCAGCAGCUGGCAGUCAGAGGACGUUGUCAGCAUGGCAAACUUCAAGGGCCAUGCACUUCCAGGCAGUUUCUUCCUGGUCUUUGGGCUCUGGUGGUCUGUGAAAUACCCACUGAGGUACCUCAGCCAGAAAGCAAGCAAGAAGUCCCAAAAUAAUUACUGCUUCCAGCGCAUGGAUGCCAUUGAAGGAGGAGUUAAAAUCACCUUUGCUGUAAUAGGGAUGCUGGCAGAGCAGUUCGUCCCCGAUGGGCCCCAUUUGUACCUCUACAGCGGGGAGAAACGCGACUGGGUGAAGCUGAUGAACUGGCAGCACACCACCAUGUACCUCUUCUACGGCCUCUCCGGGGUGGUGGACAUCUUCACCUACGUCUGCACCGCGGUGCCGCGGGGGCUGGACCGCCUGAUGCUGUCGGUGGCCGUGUUUGUGGAAGGUUGUCUCUUUUAUUACCACGUCCUUCACCGCCCCAUGCUGGAUCAGCACAUCCACUCCCUGCUGCUCAUCGCCAUAUUUUCGGGGGCCUGCAGCACCAUGCUGGAGGUCUUCCUCAGGGACAACAUCGUGCUGGAGAUGUUCAGAGCCGGCAUCACCAUCGUCCAGGGAACGUGGUUCUGGCAGGUCGGGAUCGUGCUGUUCCAGCCAUGGGGAGGUCCCAUGUGGGAUGAGAACGACCACAGCAACAUCAUGUUCCUCACCAUGUGCUUCUUCUGGCACUGGGCAGCUGCAGUGGUCAUCCUGGCUGUGAACUACAGCAUUGCUUACAGCUGCAUGCAGCGGUGUGGGAGAGGCAGUGGAGAGCCCUACAUCAGCCUGGGGGUCCGGAAGCAGAAGGGUGAUAUGGGCUCCCAGGCUGCAUUCCUGAAUGGAUCGGAUGAAGAGUGAGGAGGAUGCAACCUCCUCCUGCAAACUGGAGAAGAAUCAGCUUUCCAGAAAGAAAAAAUACAAACAAAACCUAACAAAAUGUCUGGGGAGAUUGCAGAGGGGCUGCCCUUGUGCUGCUUGGAAUCCUAUUGUGUGCAUGGUGGUCUCUGCCCUCUGUUGUACCCAGAUUCACCAGCUCUGACACAAGCACUGAUUACAGUGAUUUUAGCAACAAAAUGAAGCACAGAAAUUGACUGUUAAGAUAGAUCCAUAGGGAUGGAUGGCAUCCUUUGGCCCUCCCAACUCUCCCACUGGCCCAACCUGCUAUGCUGCAAGGUAGGGAAACUCCAUGCUGGGGUCAGGCCCACCAACACCCCCACACCACAGCAUCAUCUUAAGGAAGGAGAUGGAAGGAGCAAUAUGAAAUUACAUCAGAUUUGCAACACCACAGCUUUAUCGUGCACAACAGGAAUUUUACUGCCAAAGCUGUGAACUAAAGACAUUUUAAAAACAGAUUUCUAUUCACUAAAAGUUCUUAAAGAGGGAAUAAAUAUGAAGCAAAAAUCCUUUCAGUCUGAUAAAUACAGGAGUGUGUAGCAGUGGCUCUCAGACUUACGGAGCCCCAUGAGAUGCAUUGCUGAGCACCAGGACCCACCAAACAGCCCUGAUUUCCAUAAGCAAAUCCCCCACUGCUGGGAAAGUGUGAUGAAAUGGGUGCACGUUGUGUCCCCAGCCCACCUGUGCUGGAUAAUUCCUGGCAAAAAGGUCACUUGCAGGUAAGAGGAAAGCAGAUGCUCAGCCUCCCUGGGUUUCCAGCCUUUGGAGCAGGUUUGUUUCUUGGUGCUCAUUUUCAGGAGGCUCAAAUGGGCUCAGUGCAAAGGGAAUUUAGCAGCACAGCAAUUCACCUCUGCAGAUCUGUCCAAUUAAUGCCAAGCAGUGAGGUGUCAUGAAUUGUACCUGGAGGGUACCAGCAGAUGCUCAUUCUGCUAUGGUUGGGGGCAGCUUUCCCCAAAGCACACAGUUCUCCUCUCUGCCGUGAUACAAGACCCAGGGACAGCAAGCAGGAGGAGUUCUUGGAGUCCUUUUCUGACAUUAACGAUUCUGUGAUUCUACGACAGCGCCGUGCAGCCAGCAGCUCCUCACGCACAGAGCGAACCUCGCUGCAGGGCGGCACACCGAGCACUCGGCGGCUCCAGGGGGGCAGAAAGCAAACCUAAGCGGGCAGCAAAAGCAGCUCGGUGCGAUGAAAACAGAAAAGCCGACGCCACUCCUUCCAGCCCACGGCCACACGAGGGCAGAGCUGCCAGGAGCUGCGGGCGGAGGCGCCUUGGGCUCCGUUCCGCCCCCCCCCCAGCGAGGGGA
Molecule: messenger RNA, 2319 nt
Organism: Lagopus muta (rock ptarmigan)
Lineage: Eukaryota; Metazoa; Chordata; Aves; Galliformes; Phasianidae
Gene: TMEM45B
Product: transmembrane protein 45B
Exons: 6
Coding region: 133-978 (281 amino acids)
Source: RefSeq, a predicted model, not a curated record